GGGAACGUUGGCUGCAGGAAGGAAGCUCGGCUCCAGAAAGCUCCAUUCUGUCACCGAUGGAAUUCCUUUUUGAUGGGGACACGGCAGCGGAGGACCCAUGCUUUAGGACCCCGAAGACUUGAAGACUUGAAGACGUACUCAACUCAUAGGACUUGACAUGACCAGAAACUGAACAAUGCCUUUUCUCAGAAUUCGUGUCUUUAAGAAAUGUGCAUUUAUACUGGUACUGGUGCUGUUCGUAUAUAUUUGGUAUCAAUCUCAGACAGACUAGAUUUACACAUCGGGUAGAGAUAUCCCUUCUAAAGAUACACGAAGUAAAUUGGAAAUCAGGGUCCAUAAAACUCUCGUUGUUAAUGAUCAUGAAGUAUCAAAGAUCACAACACAUCCUACAAGGAAAAAAGGACAUGGUCAAUACAUAGCAGUGCCUAAGUUCAGUGACCGUCACGUCAGAAAAGGGAUUCAGUCUUAUCAAACCUAUAGGAUGAAAAUGAACAAACCUCUCGAUGGAAGAAGAUCUGAACGGCCCUUGGUGAACAAUAUAAGUGAAAGAGAGAGGGCGAUGGUCAGGCAAGAUAAUGAAACCCAGAAAACGAAAGCAAAGAAUUCCUUAAACAAGGUUUCCCCUCAAAUCAGAAAGGUAGAACAUAGACAAAUAAACCCCAAAGAGGUUAAACAAAUUCUUGCAAAUGUCCAAAACUGGUUUCAUGUAAGGCAUGAAUCGGAAAAAGAUGCAUUACUUAACAGACAUGAUUUUGUAUAUCAUCUGAACUCAAAGGUUUGCAAUGGUGACAUUAACAUAUUGAUAUUCGUACACUCAGCUCCUAAUAACAUUGAGAAAAGGAAUGAUAUACGUGACACAUGGGGAUCUGUACAGAGGCACGGAAAUUUAUCCAUUGCUACUGUGUUUAUGUGUGGAGAGACAACAGACCGUGCCCUGCAAGAACAACUAAUCAGAGAAUCUGGUACAUAUGGUGACAUAGUUCAAGGCAACUUUCUGGACUCGUACAGAAAUCUGACUUACAAACACGUGAUGGCUCUUUGCUGGAUCACGUCACAAUGCCAUGACGUUAGAACUGUUGUCAAGGUUGAUGACGAUGUUCUCAUCAAUAUUUUCAAGCUGGUCAGUUAUUCUGUUCAGAUUGGUCACUACCAUAAUAAUCUUUACUGUUCCGCCUUUCAGAGAGGGAAACCGAAGAGGGAUACUAGCGAUAAAUGGUACACCCCUGAAGAACAGUACCCAUUUGAGUUAUACCCUCCUUACUGCGAGGGUCUGGCCUACAUAACGUCUGUGGAUGAAGUUAAAGCGUUGUGUAAAGCGUCUGAAGACACGAAAUUCUAUUGGGUGGAUGAUACUUUCGUCACUGGUGUUCUUGCGCAGAAAGCAGGAUUGUCACUCAGUUCCUUUAAGAGACAUCACGAGUAUGUGAAAAAUGGGCGAGUUCACCAUACUUCAUUUCAGUCUGUGUUGUUUUUUCUAGAAUAUAAGAAUUGGACUUCUUUAUGGCAAAAAUUGGUGAAAAUAAAGAACAUGUUUUAA
Molecule: messenger RNA, 1537 nt
Organism: Haliotis rufescens (red abalone)
Lineage: Eukaryota; Metazoa; Mollusca; Gastropoda; Lepetellida; Haliotidae
Product: beta-1,3-galactosyltransferase 1-like
Exons: 2
Coding region: 482-1537 (351 amino acids)
Cellular component (GO): membrane
Molecular function (GO): hexosyltransferase activity
Source: RefSeq, a predicted model, not a curated record